Molecule: messenger RNA, 498 nt
Organism: Penicillium odoratum
Lineage: Eukaryota; Fungi; Ascomycota; Eurotiomycetes; Eurotiales; Aspergillaceae
Exons: 1
Coding region: 1-498 (165 amino acids)
Source: RefSeq, a predicted model, not a curated record
AUGACACGCAUUGCCUCUGGCUCGGAGAAGGUGGACUUUGAUUGGGAACCGUCAAAGAUUCAUCUCAGCAUUCCUUUGAUGUGGGAUGUGCUACAAAUCAAUUGUUUACCAACAUUCGACGAGACACCUACAGCUGGCCUGCUUCACUCUUCAUUGAUGCCGGUCAUUUUCCCAGAAGAUAAAGAAAACUCAGCUACCACGAUUGAAGUUAUUGUUGCCAUGUCUCCAGACAUCACGGUGAACACUGCCGACGGUGGCUCGGCCGCUCAUAUGCCACCUAAGAUGCCCCGUAUUGCUGCAUCGGCACCAAACUCUCCAACUGCUCCCCUUAAUGAUAAACUCGUCGCUCCUGCUGACAGCCUAAUGGCUAAUGCUCCUUGGCUAUGGGCCGACUCUUCACAAUUUGUUGACAUGGAGACUCUUGGUUAUCCGGAGUCGGAAUCAACGUUGGGUAAUAUUGACGGAUUUUCCACAUGGUGGGAUUUUGGAAACUUAUAA